Messenger RNA from Cladocopium goreaui, 991 nucleotides. The record is from the annotation of a GenBank genome assembly. NCBI's taxonomy places the organism in Eukaryota, Dinophyceae, Suessiales, Symbiodiniaceae.
GGAGCUUCCCACGCUCUGCGGCUCCAGCUCCUCGGGACUCUUCUCCUCAGCCGCGCAGAUCGCCUCCUGGGGAUCUCAGGUGGCCAUCGCCUGUGGCGCAAGUGAGUCUGUCACUGUGAUUGACCGCGUGAUUGUCUUCGCCGAAGACUACAGUGUGGUUGCAGGCCGCGAGGUUGCCUUUGUAAAGCUUUGCUCGGCAGCAAUGAAGGUGUUUGAUGUGGAGUGCACCUGGGUCUCCUCAACCACCUCCGACCUCUCCGCAGUGCCUGGUACCCAUGUUCCGCAAGUGACAAUGGUCGGGCCGUAUGAAGGCCUGUUGUUGGCCGAAGCCGAGAUCAAGGACAACGGCCUGAAGUUGCCCGGAUUCGACCAGCUCACCUACUUGGACACCGUGCGUCGCCCCCAUGGUACCGGCGUGCGGCGCUUGGGACGUGUGGCGGAUGAGGACAUCAUCGACAAGGCCGUGGAGGAAGCAGAUAAGAAGUGGGAUCCUGAGAAUCAUCCCAGUAUGAAGAACUUGCAUCGGGCCCUGGACUCCCUCUACGCCUGGGGUCGCAACAUCACAGGGGCCCCCGCCGGAAACAGUCGUCGGGCUUUGACACGAGCCAAUCUGAAAGAAAGGUUGCACUUGAUCGAGCCCGCGUUGCAAGAGUAUUCAAGCAAGUGGUCCGUGGAAAACUUGGACACUUGUGCAUGAGGAAGCAGCUGAAUGAGAGCGCACAAAGUGCCAAACGGAAUGACGAAAGGUCAAUGAAUAAUCAAUCUUCCUGGAAUCGCUCCUUUGGGGGUGUUGCAGUUGCGUGUCGUGCUCUGCCGAUACCCCGAUCGCAAUGAUGGAGCUAUUUUCAGUCACCAGUUUGUGCGAUUCGCCGAUGAGCAUCGUACGUUGCUGUACUGUAUACGCUAUUUGGGACUGGGUAGGAUGAAUGUCAAGGGAAAGUUGAAGACCCCUGACGGACAUGUUCGAACUAUUUCCGAACCUUAGAACACC